Molecule: messenger RNA, 1958 nt
Organism: Mytilus trossulus (common blue mussel)
Lineage: Eukaryota; Metazoa; Mollusca; Bivalvia; Mytilida; Mytilidae
Product: receptor-type tyrosine-protein phosphatase zeta-like
Exons: 11
Coding region: 1-1218 (405 amino acids)
Biological process (GO): protein dephosphorylation
Molecular function (GO): protein tyrosine phosphatase activity
Source: RefSeq, a predicted model, not a curated record
AUGGACUUUACAAAAAAGAAGAGAUGUAUUAGCCAGUACCAUUUCACUGCGUGGCCUGAUCAUGGAACACCAGAUCCUCUGUAUCUUGUAUUGUUUCAUAGGCAUGUCAUAUCUGAUCAUACAAGUACUGAAAAUAAUGGACCACUUCUUGUUCAUUGCAGUGCUGGUAUCGGUCGAACUGGAACAUAUAUCGGACUUGAUGCUUUAUAUGAAGAAGGACUUGCUACUGGGUUUGUGGAUGUUGUCAAGUUUGUACAGAAAAUGAGGUACAGCAGGAUGAACAUGGUACAAACACCGGGUCAAUAUGUUUGUCUUCAUUAUGCCUUACUUGAGGCUUUCACAAUGAAGGAUACAAACGUUGGAAAGAAGGAAUUUGGAAAUAUCUGGCGGGAAAUUUCAGAAGAUAAAAGUCCUGCAAACAGACGACGACUGCAUGAAGAGUUUGAGAUGCUUGACGCUAAGAAAUCUGACCAAGAGAAAGCUCAAUAUGUUGCUGCAACAAGCCCAGAAAAUGUAGGAAAGAACAGAAAUGAGAUUAUUGUUCCUUCGGACAAAAACAGACUGUUUCUUAGUUCAUACGACAAAGGAAGAACUGAUUAUAUCAACGCUGUACAAGCUCCAUCCUAUACAAAGUUCGUUGGAUAUUUGACAACACAGCUACCACUACCCGACACCAAAGUUGACUUUUGGACUAUGGUUAGAGAUCACAAUUCGUCAACAAUUGUUGUGUUUCUAAAUGACGCAGCUGAGGCUGAUUUAGUGUACUCAACAUCAGAAGACGCCUUUACAUGCGGGAAAUAUAGCAUGGAUAUAACAAGUAGAAAACAAGAAGAUCUGGAUGUUACAAGUGGUAAAGUCGUUCUAUCUAAGAAGGGUGACCAAUCGAGAGAAAUAGCCAUGUAUCUUGCAGUAUCCAAUGGACUUCCUAAUCCACAGGUUCUAUGUAAACUUGUUAAUUGUAUAUCUACUCGUGUCAGAAUGUCCAAUGAUCCAGUGACCAUUGUAAGCGGUGAUGGAGCUAAAAACUGUGGGGUUUUCUGCACUUUUGCAAAUGCUGUUUCAAGUAUGAUAAUUGAUAAAAAUGCAAACAUAUUUCAACUUGCCAGACUGUUACAGUUGAGAAGACCCGAGUUCUUUGCAGAUUUUGAGGAGUAUCGUCUGUGUUAUGAAGCUCUGAACGUCUAUCUAGUGUCUUCAAACGUAUACGAAAAUUUCUGAUUUAUUUAGAAAUCAUUUUACACAGAUGACAAUAAACAUCGUGAUACGAUUAGGAAUGACCCUUUUGUAAAAUUGAAUACAUUUCAUUUACAGUACAUCUUUUAUUUUUUACUUUUUUUAUAGAACAUAUUUAAUUUAUAUAUAAGACUCUGUACUCUGCUUAUUAUUGUCAUAGCUACAUUUAUUCAUUCAUGUGUAUACUGAGAUCCUUCUACCAACUAUCAACAAUAUUGUGUACUUCUGGAACCGAAGGCUUAUUUUUUAUUGUACCUGUCCCGGGAAACGACCUUUUACUUCUGUUUAUGUGGCUGUUUGUCUUCUGGCAUCCUUCGGUGUUUCAAUUUCUUUACAGUCAGUUAUCUUAUAUAUUUAAAAGACUAAUCUAAGUUAUAAUAUUUUCUCUUUAAUGGAGGUCAUAUGAUGACUUGUAGUUGGUAACAUCCUAGACCUUUCUGUUUUAGUUGUCUCAUUGACAAUCGUACGACAAUUCAUUGUAUUUGUAUGCUGACUGCAUUGGAAAUCCUUUUCAUUACAUUCAGUGAAUAUGCUUGUCUUUUACUCCAUUUCAAUUAACUAAGAUAACUAACGUUAGUUAUUUUACUCUUUGGCACAAAGAGAUAUGUAAGUUGUGAACACAUCUUAUAGUUAUAAAUACAAAUAUAUUCAUAUAAAAAAGAAGAUGUGGUAUGAUUGCCAAUGAAACAACUGUCCACAAGAGACCAAAAUGAAACAGACAUUAA